AUGAUCGACGUUAACAGCAUCCUUGGUCCAGGACAUAAACACUUUGAAGAGUUCGAAUUCGCAGCUGUUGAUGGCGUGAAAUGGGGGCAGGUACACAGUCACAGAAAAGUACCAGCAGAAUUUUUCCCUGACAACAGAGCCCUCGACGAAAAAGCAGUUCAAUCCUGGUUACAAAAAUGGGAUACAGAAGCAAACGAAAAUCUAGACUACUACAAGUCCAAGCUAAAAGAAUUUCGCGCAGGCGGAGCACCGCCGGAGUUCAAUACCGAGGAUGAAGCGAAAGCAAAAAAAGCGUAUGAGAAAUUCAAGCGAUCAGAGGAAGUUAAAAAAUUCAAGGAUCUCAAAUUAUCCAGCGGGCGUAACUCGGUCAUUCUUGAGGAGGACGAGGAGCUACUUGGUCAUUCUGAUGCAGAGGAGCCAGCUAGUAAAUGCAAACGUGACGGACCAUGCAGUCAGAAGGAAAUCGCCAAGCCAGAGCCCCACAAGUCCGCAGCAGAGCCGCCCAAGAUCGCCAACAAGGAGCUGGAGAAGGCCAUCGAGGAGGCGUCGCAACACGAGUUUGAGAAAUCCGCCACGCAGCAUAGGGUCAAGUCCGUUGUCGAAUCCAAGUUCAACCAGCCGCUUGAGAAGUUCCGCAAAGACGUUCUUAAGUAUCGGCCGCUCUCAAUCAAGUCGCCUCACCUCGGCGGACUUAUCGGCGCAGGGCUCGGCGCAGGGCUUUAUGUCAAAGACAUUGUUGAGACCUUCCAGGAUCACAAUGCUCAUGGCAUAGACCGCCUCGCAGCGCUGACUUCGAUCGCGCCUGUAAUGGGUUGCAUUACCAAACUGGGAAAGGACCUAUCCCACGCAAAGAUCAACGGACUCGAUGUGCUGGAUGAUGCCUUGUGCGGACUCGGCGACGUCUUGCUCUUUACUCCCGCGGCCCCCCUUGGGCUGGCGGCACACGUCGCCCGCAUUUUUAUCAGCUUAACUCGAGAAAUUGUCAACGUCUUCUCAGGACCGGAUGAACAGCUUCUAAAGACCCUCAAGGACAGCCGCGAUAAGUACUGGUUGGAAUUCUUAGAAGACAGCAUAUUACUCCCAACUUUCAAUUCGAAAGAAUUCGCCGACACUGUAGGCCGUGUUCUCGCCAUGGAGACCUUGGCCGUUCUCUCCGAUGGCGCACAAAUGUUAGGCCUUAUUGAAGCGACCCGGGAUAUGCCGAAGAAUGGUGCAACAGCGGUACAGAGCUCAUCCCAAGAAUUAGUCCAAGCUACAAUGGAAGAUGCCCGGAAAAAUGUUACGGUGCAAAUCGUUGAAACACAUCGCCAGACCCUAUUGAAGCUCGUUGAGAAAGUAGGAAAUCAGCAAAAAGAGGUCGUACCGUUGCAAAAGACAGCCGACAAGUACAACAAAAUGUUCAUCCAGAAGUACAGGGAACGCGCGCGAAAACCACCUCCACGAGGGGACGAGUCACUGAUGGCCUGGAAGAUCGGAAAGGAUCUCAAGUUUAGAUACAAUAAAGCAAUCGCGAACCAUUUACGUACCGAGGCGCUAGCGCUACCCGACAGCUUCGCCAUCGCCUACCUUAUCGGAAUUUCAUUGGGGCAAGACGCCACUCUGCCGACGCUAUCGCCACCCGAAAACGAGAGCGCAUCCAUAUCGUCCGACAAUACUGCCAACUGGGAGAUGCACCCAUUAACACUAAACGCAACAGAUUACCUUCUGAAGAAGCAAAGUGGCAUAUCCAAGGAAGACGCCGACACCAUUGCCAUCCAGCAAACCGUUAGCGUCGCCAAAUCUUAA
Molecule: messenger RNA, 1785 nt
Organism: Hirsutella rhossiliensis
Lineage: Eukaryota; Fungi; Ascomycota; Sordariomycetes; Hypocreales; Ophiocordycipitaceae
Exons: 2
Coding region: 1-1785 (594 amino acids)
Source: RefSeq, a predicted model, not a curated record